AUGUCCUCGGGACAAGGUGGUGUCAAGAAUAGGCGAAUUUCGCUGGGUUCGCCUACCGAUUUAAAGGAAGUGCACUUUUUUGAGGAAGAAGAGGUCCCAAGUAUUCCGCCAACCGGAGCUAGAGUUAAGGUAAAUAAUAUUUCAUGAAGUUAUUGAAAUUUUAGACCAUACACUAAUCUGACAUGAAUAACUUAAUUUUUACUUAAAUGCGAAUAAUUAAUGGCUGCUUUUUUUGUUAUUAUAUGAGUAAAAAUAGAUCAUAAUGCAUGGUAUUGUAAAGUUUCAUUAUGUUUUGGGUUAAAUUUAAGGAUUUAAUAGAAGUUGUUUUAGGUGUGCUAUGCUGGUGUAUGUUUGACUGAAAAAGAGAUUACUAACACAAAACAAGCUAGGAUUACAAAUGGUGUUAAGGAUACAAGUCUGUUUCCGGGUAUGUCAGUUUUACUUGUUUUGUUUUUGAUUUAGAAAGUUUGGGGAUUUUUUAUUGCGUAAAGACUAUCAAUGUGUACUACAAUAUAAUAUUCUAAGUUUAUUGGCCAUAAAUGUCGUUUGCCUUUAUUGGAUCUACUGUUAUAUAUUAAAAACUGUUAAUAAAAUGCUAUUUUUCAGGUUACGAAGUGUCUGGCGUGAUUGAAUCUUUCGGUGAUCAAGCCAAGCCAGAAGAACAUGAGCUUAAAGUUGGUGAUAAGGUUAUUGUCUGGCCUACUGAUGAAAUGACUAAGCAUGGUUAUGCUGACUUUGUUUCUGUGCCUCAGCUGUCUUUGUUGGUUAAGAUUCCAGACAGUAUGAGCAUGCACGUAGCUUCAAUUCUGCCUGCCGGUGCUACUUGGGCUUUGUCGGCUGUUGUUCAUGUAAGUUAAUAUCAAUUUUACGCGUUCUUGUGCUGUCUCUUUAGAAGUUAAAGCUUUGUUUUGAGUAUUUAUAGAAAGAUUUAUAUAAUUUCAGGCCAGACCCAUUGUUGAAGCUUUGGCCGCCUCGAAGGGCUUCUGUAACAUCUUGAUUGUUGGAGCUGGAGGUCUGGGCUUGUGGUUGUUGAAGUUGGCCAAGCACUUCUUGGCUCAGCCGGAAAAGAAGAUUAAGAUCAUGGUUGCUGAUGCGAAGGAAGAACGUUUGUGUUUGGCUGAAAGAAAUGGAGCCGACUUUGUUGUUCAUUGGGACGAUUCGGGUACGUUAUAUUGUUAUUGAGUUUAACUUUUACGUUUUGAUACGUUGGAGCGCUGUUUAAUGAUAUUUCGGUUUAAAAAAGUUAUGUCUAUAGUACCACAAAAAAUGACAAAAGCGACCUACUUAUGCCUAAAAAUCUGCGCUGGUAUGAGUCGAAACUAGCUAUGACUACAGAUUUCAAUAUAAACUCAUUUUUUUUUGUUUUCAGAAUUCGAAGAAUACCUGAUCAUGCGUACCAAAGACGUAGCCCGUACUGGAGUUCAAAUUGUAUUUGAUUUUGUCACUUCUCCCCGUACCGUAACUCGUUCACUGAAGUGUCUAGUAGAAGGUGGAGUUCUCUUUGUUGGAGGUCUUUCGGGUCUCGAUGUACAACUUCCAAUCAAAAUGGUAGCCACAAACCGAUUGGCCAUUAUGGGUGUAUCUAGAGGAUCUAUUGAUCAGCUCAAAUCCUUGGUUCAUCUUAUCUCGGAUGGCCAAAUUGAAGCUCCUGACUACCGUAUCUACCCCGUGAAUCAGGCAUCUCAAGUGUUGAGACAAUUGAGUAUGUCCGAAGUUGAAGGCCGUGCCAUUCUGGAGGUUUGGGACCCGGACAAGCCUGCUGAGGAAAAGAGUCAAAAUCCACAGUAA
Molecule: messenger RNA, 1788 nt
Organism: Bursaphelenchus okinawaensis
Lineage: Eukaryota; Metazoa; Nematoda; Chromadorea; Rhabditida; Aphelenchoididae
Source: the annotation of a GenBank genome assembly